This is a messenger RNA of Sphaeramia orbicularis (orbiculate cardinalfish), 879 nucleotides long. RefSeq names its product cell adhesion molecule 1-like. Gene Ontology annotation, molecular function: signaling receptor binding. Gene Ontology annotation, biological process: homophilic cell-cell adhesion; cell recognition; susceptibility to natural killer cell mediated cytotoxicity. The record is from RefSeq and is a predicted model, not a curated record. The coding region runs from base 1 to 879 and encodes 292 amino acids. Gene Ontology annotation, cellular component: synapse; neuron projection; plasma membrane. The transcript has 6 exons. Lineage: Eukaryota; Metazoa; Chordata; Actinopteri; Kurtiformes; Apogonidae.
AUGCGCAGUCAUGUGACCAGUGACACCGACCAAUCAAACACUCCUGCAGAGAAGACCAACCAGAGGAGACCAACCAGGCGCUUCCAUGGCACUGUUCCAGCUGCUCAAGUUUCUGAACAGCGCCCCCUGUGGGACCUACUGUCACAUGCUGCUGAUCUGUGUCGUCCUCUUCUGUUUUCAGUUGUGAGUCAGAACCUGGUGACGGACAACGUGUCAGUGGUGGAAGGAGAGACGGCCAUCAUCAGCUGUAGAGUGAAGAACAACGACGACUCUGUGAUCCAACUGCUGAACCCCAACAGACAGACCAUCUACUUCAGAGACAUGAGGCCUCUCAAAGACGCUCGUUUCCAGUUGGUCAACUUCUCCGACAACGAGUUGCGGGUGUCUCUGUCCAACGUGUCCCUGUCGGACGAAGGACGAUACGUGUGUCAGCUGUACACAGACCCCCCACAGGAGGCCUACGCUGAUGUCACUGUACUGAUUCCUCCUGGAAACCCCAUCAUCGAAGCCCGAGACGACGUCCUGAACGAAGGCAAUGAAACUGAAAUGACCUGUUCAGCCAUCAGCAGCAAACCGGCAGCAAAUAUACGAUGGAUGAAAGGCAACAAGGAGCUGCCAGGUAAGCCUAAAGUGGAGCUCAGUUAUGACCGUAUGUACACAGUGACCAGCCGGCUGACCUUCACCGUCAGCAGAGAAGAUGACGGAGUCCCACUGCGCUGCAUCAUCGAUCACCCAGCGGUUAAGGACUUCCAGGCCCAGAAGUACCUGGAGGUGCAGUACAAACCAGAGGUGAAAAUCGUGGUUGAAUUUCCUCAGGGUCUGACCAGAGAAGGAGAGAACCUGGAACUGACCUGUCAGGCCAAAGGAAAACCAGAGUAA